UCCCUCUGGCACUCUAAAGAAAUUCUGCUUCUCUCCCAAACCACUCCCUCUAACAAGUACGAGCAAGCAACAAUGAUAAAGCACAUCAGAACAGGGAGGUUCCUCCCCUUCACCAGCUCAGCUGCUCUGCACGAGAUUAUUACUCAAACCUGACUCUAAGGGACAUUAUACACGACAGCUAUGCACUUUAUUCUUCUGACUGAGGAUGUGUAAAGUGAAAGCUUACAUUGGACCUCCAGCAGAAAGACUAUCCUGCAACGUAGUACUGAGACUGGUGACUUUGUGAGUCUUGGCUGUGGAGGUCUGCUGUGAUAAGUUCUUGUUAGGCCUACAGAAGUCAUGGACCUGACACUGUGGCAGUAUCAGUUCCGCAUCAUCAUGCUGGGUGACUCUACGGUGGGCAAGUCAUCCAUGCUGAAGCGCUACACAGAGGACAAGUUCUUGGAGUGUAUUAACGAGACGGUCGGAGUGGACUUCUAUGUGCAUUUCCUGGAGGUGGAGCCUGGUAUGAUGGUCAAACUCCAGUUCUGGGACACCGCUGGACAGGAGAGGUUCAGGUCAGUGACACGCUCCUACUACCGGAACUCCGUUGGAGGCCUGUUGGUGUUCGAUGUGGGGAACCGUGCCUCGUUUGAGCAUGUGAGGGACUGGUACGCAGAAGUGUGCGAGCAUGUCAUGCCUCAUGCCAUGAUCUUCGUGCUGGUGGGCCAUAAGAGCGACCGUGAGUUGGCUGGAGAGCGCGCUGUCUCCAAAGAUGAGGCAGAGAAGCUGGCUGCUCAACUCGGAACAACAUAUGUGGAAGCCUCGGCCAAAACAGGCCAGAAUAUCCAAAUGUGCUUUGAGGUAGUGGCACGGCGAAUCUACCAGGGGCUGCAGAGUGGAGAGGUGAGGCUGAGAGAAGGCUGGGAUGGAAUAAAGAGCUCGGUUCUACAAGCACAACAAUUGCAGAGUAUCCAAGACAGUGAGCAAACAAAGGAGAAAAAACGCUGCUGUUAGCCCUUUAUAGAGUGUCUAUUAAUUACACUAUAGAGGGACCAUUGAAUCAAUGUCCAAUGUCCAAAGAUUCCUCUAAGAGGCUACUAUCAAUAUGGCGACUUGAUGCUGAUACUAAGUAGACCAUCAAGCCUUAUUCCCAAAAGACCUGAUUUCACCAGUUGAAUUUCCUUUCUGAAGGAUAAGAUCUUACAGAGCCUAUGAAAACGGCUGUUUUGGCAUAUUUCUAGCAGGAACAGAAACAUCCUUAAAAUGACAAUAGCAAUAUGGAGCAAAAUUUUCCCUUCAAAAAUAAAUCAGACAGAAUUUCUUUUUUCUAUUCUAUUUUCUAUAAUUUUUACAGGUGUAUGUGCCUUUUCUAAGCUUGAUUUGACUAUAAAAAGUUUACAAAUACACUUCCCAUAAUCAGCAGCUUUGGAAUGCAGUUCUCAUCUGAUACUAGAUAGUGAAACACACCUGAGAUCUUGGAAUUAUACAACUGAGAUAAUGUUAUGAAUAUGUCACUAAGAGGCAUUACAUUAAAAUAUUUAAGUCUAAAAAUAGAUAGUUGUAAACUAUAUAUUAUUAUAUAUAUGAUAUAGUUGUAUAUUAUAUACUACACCGAUCAGCCAUAACAUUAAAACCACUGACAGGUGAAGUGAAUAACAUUGAUUAUCUCGUUACAGUGGCAUCUGUCAGGGGGUGGGAUCUAUUAGGCAGCAAGUGAACAGUCAGGUCUCAAAGUUGAUGUGUUGGAAGCAGGAAAAAUGGGCAAGUGUAAGGAGCUGAGCGACUUUAACAAGGGCAUUUGUGAUGGCUAGACGACUGGCUCAGAGCAUCUCUUAAGUGGCAGGUGUUGUGGAUGUGUUCCCGGUAUGCAGUGUUUAGUACCUACCAAAAGUGAUCCAAGGAAGGACAACUGGUGAACCAGCGACAGGGUCAUGGGCUCCCAAGACUCACUGUUACAAAUGAGGAGCGAAGGCUCGUCUGGUCCGAUUCCACAGAAGAGCUACUGUAGCACAAAUUGCUCAAAAAGUUAAAGCUGGCUCUGAAAGAAAGGAGUCAGAACACACAGUGCAGUGCAGCUUGCUACAAUACUCCUACAAUGGGCUCAUGAGCAUCAGAACUGGACCAUGGAGCAAUGGAAGAAGGUGGCCUGGUCUGAUGAAUCACGUUUUCUUUUACAUCAUGUGGACGGCCGGGUGCGUGUGUGUGUCACUUACCUGGGGAAGAGAUGGCAUUAGGAUGCACUAUGGGAAGAAGGAAAGCUGGCGGAGGCAGUGUGAUGGUCUGGGCAAUGUUCUGCUGGGAAAUCUUGGGUCCUGACAUUCAUGUGGAUGCUACUUUGACACGUACCACCUACCUAAACAUUCCUGCAGACCAAGUUACACUCCUUCAUGGCAAUGGUAUUUCCUAAUGGCAGUGGCCUCUUUCAGCAGGAUGAUGCUCCCUGACACACUGCAAACAUUGUUCAGGAACAGUUUGAGGAACAUGACAAAGAGUUCAAGGUGUUGACUUGGCCUCCAAAUUCCCCAGAUCUCAAUCCAGUCGAGCAUCUGUGGGACGUGCUGGACAAACAAGUCUGAUCCAUGGAGGCUCCACCUCACAACUUACAGGACUUAAAGGAUCUGCUGCUAACAUCUUGGUGCCAGAUACCACACACACCUUCAGAGGUCUUGUGGAGUCCAUGCCUCGAUGGGUCAGAGCUGUUUUGGUGGCACAAGGAGACCUUCACAAUAUUAGGCAGGUGGUUUUAAUGUUAUGGCUGAUCUGUGUAUAUAUUAUAUAGUUGUAUUUGUAUCUGCUUUGGCUUUUUGAAGAUCAAAACAUGGCUAAAUAUCUUAAAAUCACAUAAUUGUCAUAUAGAACCCUAUAAUUCCCAGAUCUCGUUCUGGUAAAUAGUUAUUUAACUGGGGUGUUGUACAGACUCUGUUUCAGGGUACACAUCUGUUGCACUUGUCUCUCUGCUGCUUUACAGCCAUAUUCGCCUGGUCCUUUUCAUUUUUUGGUAAGAAAGACACUUUGGGAUACGUACUGUAUAUCUUACAAUAAAAAUUCCAAAAGACAAA
This is a messenger RNA of Pangasianodon hypophthalmus (striped catfish), 3041 nucleotides long. RefSeq names its product RAB42, member RAS oncogene family (gene rab42b). Gene Ontology annotation, molecular function: GTP binding; GTPase activity. The record is from RefSeq and is a predicted model, not a curated record. The coding region runs from base 340 to 996 and encodes 218 amino acids. NCBI's taxonomy places the organism in Eukaryota, Metazoa, Chordata, Actinopteri, Siluriformes, Pangasiidae. Gene Ontology annotation, cellular component: Golgi membrane. The transcript is spliced from 2 exons.